AUGGCGUUCAUACACAUGGCUUCCAGGCAGCCUGCAGGGCAGCUCCCACAGCCAGGCAGACACCAACCAUCACAGUCCAAGCUCACGGGGCUGGGCAACUGUGGUCAUGCUGGGACCCCAGAAGCUGGGAGUGGAAACACGUCAUCCACCACGGGCAGUGCGUGUCAGGAGCAGAUCCGAUCUGACUUGAUCCAGAGCCUGUGCCCCCCACCCCAGCACAGCUCGGCAGAGGGCCCUGGCUGCAGACUCUGCCCCGUGGACUGGAAGCUGCAUGGGGACAAGUGCUACUGGGUCUCCUCAAAACCAAAGUCCUGGAGUGAGAGCCGAGAGGACUGUGCGGCCAGGAGCUCCCAGCUGCUGCUGAUCCAGGACCGGGAGGAGCUGGACUUCAUGAAGAACCUGACAAAAGCGAACAAACACUUCUGGAUCGGCCUGUUUGUGCCCUCCCCAGAGAAAGGCUGGACCUGGCUGAAUGGCUCCCAGCUCAAUCCAGCUGUGUGAGUGUUUCCUGUUCCAAAACUAACUUUCUCUUUCAGCAGAAAGUGGCAGAGAAGUGGGGAGAUUUUGGAAAAAAAUACCAGUCAUCCUGGGAUACAUGUCUGCUCUAUUUGGGAGAUACUGGACAUCCAGGAAGAGGUGACACUGAUGCUGCAGGGACUGUAGGAAGUGGGCAGAGGGAAGAAGAGUGUUGGGGGGAGAAGAGCAAUGGGGCAGGGAGAGA
Messenger RNA from Alligator mississippiensis (American alligator), 721 nucleotides. RefSeq names its product killer cell lectin-like receptor subfamily B member 1B allele C. Bases 1 to 501 code for a protein of 166 amino acids. NCBI's taxonomy places the organism in Eukaryota, Metazoa, Chordata, Crocodylia, Alligatoridae. The transcript has 5 exons. The record is from RefSeq and is a predicted model, not a curated record.